AAGAUCUUCUUCUUCAAACUUUGGAACUCAAUCAAUUGCAACUACAAAGCACAAAAGAUUAUCUUCACUUCACAAUGUUGAGAGGCCAACGUUACUUGCUCCCAGCUGCUGUGCUGUUCUACGCCUUAUUGGUGGUUAUAGGACCAAUGUUCUCUCCAAAAGGUUUUGCCUUAGCUCAAGCUGAUAAUGAUACCCAAGAAAACUAUGGUACUGUGAUUGGUAUUGAUUUAGGUACAACUUACUCCUGUGUUGCUGUUAUGAAGAAUGGUAAAACUGAAAUCUUGGCCAAUGAACAAGGUAACAGAAUUACUCCUUCCUAUGUUGCUUUUACAAAAGAUGAAAGAUUAAUUGGUGAUGCUGCUAAAAAUCAAGCUGCCGCCAACCCAAAAAACACCAUUUUUGAUAUCAAAAGAUUGAUUGGGUUAAAAUACAACGAUAAAUCUGUUCAAAGAGAUUUGAAACAUUUCCCUUUCACCGUUGUCAACAAGAAUGGUCAACCAGCUGUUCAAGUUAAUUUAGAUGAUGAUGAAAAAGUUUUCACUCCAGAAGAAAUCUCCGGUAUGAUUUUAGGUAAAAUGAAGUCAAUUGCUGAAGAUUAUUUAGGUAAAAAAGUUACCAAUGCAGUUGUUACUGUUCCAGCCUAUUUCAAUGAUGCUCAAAAGCAAGCCACCAAAGAUGCUGGUACUAUUGCAGGUUUGAACGUUUUAAGAAUCGUUAAUGAACCAACCGCAGCUGCUAUUGCUUACGGUUUAGAUAAAACUGAUGGUGAACAUCAAAUCAUUGUUUAUGAUUUAGGUGGUGGUACUUUUGAUGUUUCUUUAUUAUCAAUUGAAAAUGGUGUUUUCGAAGUUUUAGCCACUUCUGGUGAUACCCAUUUAGGUGGUGAAGAUUUCGAUUUCAGAGUUGUUCGUCAUUUAGUUAAAACUUUCAAAAAGAAACAUGGUAUUGAUGUCAGUGAUAACAAUAAAGCUAUUGCUAAAUUAAAACGUGAAGUUGAAAAAGCCAAGAGAACUUUAUCAUCUCAAAUUUCAACUAGAAUUGAAAUUGAUUCAUUUGUUGAUGGUAUUGAUUUAUCUGAACAAUUAACUAGAGCUAAAUUUGAAGAAUUAAACAUUGAAUUGUUCAAAAAGACUUUGAAACCUGUUGAACAAGUUUUGAAAGAUGCUGGUGUUAAAAAAGAUGAAAUUGAUGAUGUUGUUUUAGUUGGUGGUUCUACUCGUAUUCCAAAAGUUCAAGAAUUAUUAGAAACUUAUUUCAACGGUAAGAAAGUUUCAAAGAGUAUCAACCCAGAUGAAGCUGUUGCCUUUGGUGCUGCUGUUCAAGCCGGUGUUUUGUCUGGUGAAGAAGGUGUUGAUGACAUUGUUUUAUUAGAUGUUAAUCCAUUAACUUUAGGUAUUGAAACCACUGGUGGUGUCAUGACUACUUUGAUUAAAAGAAACACUGCUAUUCCAACUAAAAAAUCACAAAUUUUCUCAACUGCUGUUGAUAACCAACCAACUGUUUUAAUUCAAGUUUAUGAAGGUGAAAGAGCUAUGGCUAAAGAUAACAAUUUAUUAGGUAAAUUCGAAUUAACAAACAUCCCACCAGCACCAAGAGGUGUCCCACAAAUCGAAGUUACUUUUGGUUUAGAUGCUAAUGGUUUGAUCACCGUUUCAGCCGCUGAUAAAGGUACUGGUAAAUCAGAAUCAAUUACCAUUAAGAAUGAUCGUGGUAGAUUAUCAAAAGAAGAUAUUGAUCGUAUGGUUGAAGAGGCUGAAAAAUAUGCUUCCCAAGAUGCCGAAGUUAAAGCCAAGAUUGAAGCUAAAAACACUUUAGAAAACUAUGCUCAUUCAUUAAAGAAUCAAGCUAGUGAUGAAAAUGCUUUAGGUGGUAAAAUUGAUGAAGAUGAAAAGGAAACUUUAAUUGAUGCUGCUAAUGAUGUCUUGGAAUGGUUAGAAGACAAUGAAGAAACUGCCACUAAGGAAGAUUUGGAUGAAAAAUUUGAAUCUUUAUCAAAAGUUGCUCAUCCAAUCACUCAAAAAUUAUACGGUGCUCAAGGUGCUGAAGGUGAAGAAGAUGAAGAUGACGAUGAUGAUUACUUUGAUCAUGAUGAACUAUGA
This is a messenger RNA of Hansenula anomala, 2099 nucleotides long. RefSeq names its product Hsp70 family ATPase KAR2 (gene KAR2). Gene Ontology annotation, cellular component: endoplasmic reticulum chaperone complex; membrane; nucleus. Bases 75 to 2099 code for a protein of 674 amino acids. The transcript has a single exon. The record is from RefSeq and is a predicted model, not a curated record. Gene Ontology annotation, molecular function: ATP-dependent protein folding chaperone; ATP hydrolysis activity; heat shock protein binding. NCBI's taxonomy places the organism in Eukaryota, Fungi, Ascomycota, Saccharomycetes, Phaffomycetales, Wickerhamomycetaceae. Gene Ontology annotation, biological process: endoplasmic reticulum unfolded protein response; cellular response to unfolded protein; protein refolding.